Molecule: messenger RNA, 424 nt
Organism: Habropoda laboriosa
Lineage: Eukaryota; Metazoa; Arthropoda; Insecta; Hymenoptera; Apidae
Product: neuroligin-4, Y-linked-like
Exons: 2
Biological process (GO): synaptic vesicle endocytosis; postsynaptic membrane assembly; chemical synaptic transmission
Cellular component (GO): postsynaptic membrane; synapse; cell surface
Molecular function (GO): signaling receptor activity; neurexin family protein binding
Source: RefSeq, a predicted model, not a curated record
AUGCGCGCCGCGAGCUAUCAAGUGUCAGCAAUGCCGAUCGAUCAGCAGAUAAUUUUAUUGAUUACAGCUGGCGCGAGGGCUGGAGGAGGAAGGAGGUAUCCGGUGAUCGUGUUCGUGCACGGGGAAAGCUACGAAUGGAGCAGCGGCAACCCUUACGACGGAAGUGUGCUGGCGAGCUACGGGGGUGUCGUCGUCGUCACCAUAAACUACAGACUCGGCAUUUUAGGCUUUCUAAACGCCAACACGGAUUCGCACUUACGCUCGCCAGCGAAUUACGGGCUGAUGGACCAGAUCGCGGCGCUACACUGGGUGCAGGAGAAUAUCGGAUACUUCGGCGGCGAUCCAGGAAACGUGACGUUAAUCGGUCAUGGGACUGGUGCAGCCUGUGUCAACUUCCUAAUGACCAGCCAUGCGGUUCCCGACG